AUGGCGAAAGCUGAACUCGCGUGGUCUCCACAUCGCGUUGACGAAUUUUUACUUAUCGGUGAAGCGAUGCGUUUGUACAGGGUUACUGUUUGGAAAGAAUCUGACUUGGAGACCCCCGUAUUUUGGAAAAUGUCUGAUUCGACUGGCAUAGAGCUGUUGAACAGCGUGAAUGUUAGCUUUGCUAAGUGCUUCCAAUGGCAUCCAAAAUCUGAAUACUUCUACGUCGUAGCUCUCGGCCAUGCGAACGGACGUGUGUUGCUAACAUCUCCAUAUGGUGAUGACGUUACAGAAGGUUUUAAUUUACUUGGCUACGACUUUCUGCCCAAGCAUUCUCGUCAGUGUUUAUGUUUGGCGUGGAAUCCGUCCCAGGCGCAGCUAUUAGCGGCUGGCUUCGAUCGGUAUCGCUCAGAGUACUCGGUACUCAUUUGGGAUGUUUUCUCGCGACCAGCCUGCCCACCGACCGAUCGCAGAUAUCAGCCAAAUAUUUCGGCUCAGUGGCAAUACGGUGGCUCCGAUUUCACGCGUAUUCAAAGCGGCAUGUCCGACUACGGUGCAUUUCCGGCUUCUUCUCAGCAUAGUCGAGCACUGUACGAAUUCGGCCCUUCCGAAGCCGCUCAUUCCCUUCUUUGGCAAGACAGCAACUCGAGGUUUGCUGAAUUAUCAACAGUUAAUAAAUGGCUUUUAGUUAUUUGUAGCAUUUUUCAUCUUAAAGCGACUCAUUGUUGAAC
Soboliphyme baturini is the source of this 728-nucleotide messenger RNA. The record is from the annotation of a GenBank genome assembly. NCBI's taxonomy places the organism in Eukaryota, Metazoa, Nematoda, Enoplea, Dioctophymatida, Soboliphymatidae.